This is a messenger RNA of Arabidopsis lyrata subsp. lyrata, 1020 nucleotides long. Its product is annotated as rRNA-processing protein EFG1. Gene Ontology annotation, cellular component: nucleolus; preribosome, small subunit precursor. The record is from RefSeq and is a predicted model, not a curated record. Lineage: Eukaryota; Viridiplantae; Streptophyta; Magnoliopsida; Brassicales; Brassicaceae. Gene Ontology annotation, biological process: maturation of SSU-rRNA from tricistronic rRNA transcript (SSU-rRNA, 5.8S rRNA, LSU-rRNA). The annotation marks the transcript as partial. The transcript is spliced from 7 exons.
UAAUCCGGUUCAACCUAGUUGUGUAUCCCCUAAUACGCUGCGUUCUAACGCCGAACAAAGAAAAAAACACAACCCCUAAUUUUUGUCUGUUGCUCUCUCAAGUCUCAACUCUUCCUCCUUCUUCAACUACUUCAAAAGCUUUGGCAAAAUCCUUUAGUCAUGGCGCACGGAGGUUAUGCCAAGAGAAGAGUUUCGGAACCUAAUCAGGCGGCGGGAAGUAGUCGGAGGUCGAAAGUAUUGCGUGUAGAGAAGAAACCUAAGACUGUCUCCAUCAAGAAUCAGAUGCGUUCCGUUGAACGCUUUCUUCGUAAAGAUUUGCCUCCUGAAGUAAGAGAGUCUUUAGUAGAGAAGUUGGAAGAUUUGAAGAAGCAGCAAGACGCUCAUACCCGUCUUGCUGUUGAACGUAAAAUAUUCCUUAGGAACAGAAAGAUUAAGUUCUUUGAGCGGAGAAAGAUCGAAAGGAGUAUUAGACGUCUUGAGAAGUUACAACGUACUUCAUCUGCUCAUGUGGGCGAUACAGAUAUAGCUGAGCAACUAAGUAAACUCAAAGAAGACCUUGAGUAUGUUCGGUUCUUCCCGAAAAAUGAGAAGUAUGUAUCUCUUUUUACUGGAGCUGAGGAUUCAGAAGUAAUUGAGAAGAGAGGUAAAAUGCGGAAGCAGAUCAAAGCCAAUAUUAUUGUUGCUGCUGCUAGUGGGAAAGAGUUAGAAGAGACAGGGAGUGAAGACGAUGGUCUUCUGGACCUUAGUGAUGAUGAUUUCUUUGAUAAAGGGAGUUCAAGCGAUGAAGCAGACGCAGAUGAUGAAUUGACCGAUAAAAGCGCAAAGGAGGCUGCUUCUAGUGCUUCUGGUAGAGCAACUUCUGGCAUGUCUAGUGAUGAAAGGAAUCAGAAGCAAAACUCUGAUAGGGCUUUAAUGCCUCCACCACAAGCAAGGUUUGAAUCAAAUUAUAGAAAGAAUUCAUAUGUACAGAGGAAUGAGAUGCCAUCAUCCUCGAGAAACAACACUUCAAACAGAAGAAGU